Messenger RNA from Loa loa (African eye worm), 1368 nucleotides. Its product is annotated as synaptotagmin-1. Gene Ontology annotation, biological process: calcium ion-regulated exocytosis of neurotransmitter; cellular response to calcium ion; synaptic vesicle endocytosis. Gene Ontology annotation, molecular function: calcium-dependent phospholipid binding; clathrin binding; calcium ion binding. The record is from RefSeq and is a predicted model, not a curated record. NCBI's taxonomy places the organism in Eukaryota, Metazoa, Nematoda, Chromadorea, Rhabditida, Onchocercidae. Gene Ontology annotation, cellular component: dense core granule; synaptic vesicle membrane; axon. Bases 1 to 1368 code for a protein of 455 amino acids. The transcript has 10 exons.
AUGGUGAAGAUCGAUUUGAAUGAUGAACUUGAAUUUGGCAAUGAGCUUAACAUGGAACAUGAACCACCAGAUGAACCAAUGUUGGUGCAAACGACCAAUGUCGCCAUCACAACUGCUCCUUCAACUAGAGCCGCUCGAACGAGUACAGAAGCGAUUGUACAAUUAACAACAACAAACAAAGAAUCAUUAAAAGAUGCGGUGGUAAAUUUUGUUGGUGAUAAAGCAAAAACACUUUCGGAUAUUGCUCGAGCAAAAGUAAUGGCAAAAACUGGUUUACCAGAAUGGGUAUUUGUUUUUUUUGGCAUAAUUUGCCUUGCACUAAUUCUAUGUUGUGCUUAUCUUCUGAUACGGAAAUUAUUUGGGAAGAAACGACAUGGUGAAAAAAAACAAAAAGGAUUGAAAGGAUUUUUUGGCGGAAAAGGCAUUGAUCUUAUCACGAUUGAUCAAAAUAAGCUUGCAACAGAUUUAGAGCAAUUAGAAGAGAAUAUGGAACAAAAUGAGAAGGAACAAGCAGAAGAAAAAGAAGAAAUAAAACUUGGAAGAUUACAAUAUAAGUUAGACUAUGAUUUUCAACAAAAUCAGUUAUCGGUAACAGUGAUACAAGCAGAAGAUUUGCCGGGAAUGGAUAUGAGCGGUACAUCAGAUCCAUAUGUGAAACUAUAUCUUCUACCGGAAAAAAAGAAAAAAGUAGAAACAAAAGUGCAUCGUAAAACGCUUAAUCCUGUUUUCAAUGAAACAUUUAUAUUCAAGGUACCAUUCGUUGAAAUAGCAUCAAAAACGCUUGUUUUUGCGGUGUACGAUUUUGAUCGUUUCUCGAAACAUGAUCAAAUUGGCCAAGUGUUAAUACCACUUGGUAAAAUAGAUCUUGGCCAAGUGAUUGAGGAAUGGAAAGAUAUUGCACCACCACCUGAUGAUAAGGAAGCCGAUAAAAGUUUGGGCGAUAUUUGUUUUUCAUUAAGAUAUGUACCAACUGCUGGUAAACUUACAGUAGUUAUUUUGGAAGCUAAAAAUUUGAAAAAAAUGGAUGUUGGUGGAUUAUCAGAUCCAUACGUAAAGAUAGUAUUGCUACAAGGUGGAAAACGAUUAAAAAAGAAGAAAACAAGUAUUAAAAAAUGUACUCUAAAUCCAUACUACAACGAAUCAUUCUCAUUUGAAGUACCAUUCGAGCAAAUUCAGAAGGUAUCACUAAUGAUAACUGUAAUGGAUUAUGAUAAAUUGGGUUCAAAUGAUGCAAUCGGCCGAUGUAUAUUGGGUUGUUCAGCAACAGGUGCUGAAUUACGACAUUGGAUGGAUAUGUUAGCCAGUCCACGUAGACCCAUUGCUCAAUGGCAUACUUUAGGCCCUGUAGAAGAGCCCGAAAAACCUUAA